Molecule: messenger RNA, 876 nt
Organism: Paramecium tetraurelia
Lineage: Eukaryota; Ciliophora; Oligohymenophorea; Peniculida; Parameciidae
Exons: 3
Molecular function (GO): protein binding
Source: RefSeq, a predicted model, not a curated record
AUGCUAAUGCAACUUUAUAAUUAGGCAGAGUAGUCGAAUUUUCCAUUAAGGAGUUCUUAGAGAAAUAAUAAAAAGUUGAAAUCACGAAGCAGCCCUUCUUAAAAAGAAAAUUUUAUUUCGAAAAUUGCUCCAAUCAAAAUAGAGACUCAGAAGUCAAAAAAUAAAUCACCUCGUUUUCGAAAUAAAGAUUAUCACAAAACAACCUUAUCUAAAUCAUGGUAAGUUUCUCCUAUCAGACAAAACUUGGCGAUACUAUAAAAAGGUGUCAUUAAUGAAUCCUAACCGAAUAUAUAGACCAACCAUCUAGAAGGAUAAAAGGAAGAAACCCUAUCGUUUUCAAAUAAAUCUCCAAAAAGAAUAGACAAUUUGGCUGUCAUUAAAUCUAAAGAUAUCGCCAAAGAGCAGGAAAUAUUACUAAAAGAAGAUCUUAAGGCUCCAAAGAGGUUGCUUACUUAGAGCCUUGAUAAAACUUAAAGAAUUGAACAUUAAUGCUAAAAUCCUCAAAAGUAAAUAUUCUCCAAAAAACCAUAUCAAAAACCAAAUUCUUAGGAGUUUAUUCAUUCUGUAAAAUUGAAUCAUUUAGAGAAAGUGAGACAAUACUUGGAAAAGAAUAAAUACAUAGUUUUUGAUUUUUAUAACCUUGAUAUAACAGCUCUGCAUUGGUCCAGCAAAAAGGGAUUUGAUGAAAUGACUGAAUUUCUAAUAAAAAAUCAUGCAGAUGUUGAUGCAAUUGAUAUUUUGAAUAGAACUCCACUUUACUUAGCAAUUCAAGAAAAUAAUAUUCCAAUUAUGGAAGUAGAACUUUAUCAAUUAAUUUUAACUAUUAUUAAGGCAUAAGGCUUAUCCUUGGUCGACUUCGAUGACAGAUUUGAAUGA